Molecule: messenger RNA, 742 nt
Organism: Magallana angulata
Lineage: Eukaryota; Metazoa; Mollusca; Bivalvia; Ostreida; Ostreidae
Exons: 4
Coding region: 67-648 (193 amino acids)
Source: RefSeq, a predicted model, not a curated record
CUUUACAGACCUUUGCCUUUCGUUCCUCCAGUGUUCUUCGUUACCAAACGAUUCAAUAUCUUUAAAAUGGGUUUCAUUUUGAUGACCGUUACUUGUCUUAUUGCUUCAGCAAGUGCCUUUUCAACCUACGGGGGAAGAGCAAUUAAUGGCAACAACGCCAACAUGAAUGCCGCCAUUAACACGGUGCCAGUCAAUAUGGGACUGAACACUGGAGCAAUGAAUGCACUGCCCGCUAAUAUGAAUAUGGCCGCCAUGAAUAUGAUGGCAGCUAACAUGGCUAACAACAUGAACACAAUGCCAGUAAAUAUGGCCAACAUCAAUGGCGCCAUGAACGUGAUGCCAAGUAAUUUGGGAGUGAACAUGGGCAACAACAUGAACACAAUGCCAGCUAAUAUGAAUAAUCUUGUGAACAUGAUGAUGCCCACCAAUAACAAUGCCAAUAUGCUGAACAAUUUGAUACCAGUUAAUUUGGGCAACAGAAACAAUGUAGCCAGGAAUGCCAAUAUGAUGAACGCCGUGAACCUGAUGUUGCAGAAUAGUGGAAACAAUGGAGUUUUGGGCAAUGCAAUGAUGCCAAACAACAUUGGAAAUAUGGGACCAAAUACCAAUGUUGGUAUAAACAUGAAAUCCGCCUACGCAACCUAUUAAACUCAAUCCAGAUGUUUGUACCAUCAACGAAAGACCCCGAGGAGCUCUGUCUUGUUCUUCAUAGAAAAUUAAAUUGCAUUCCAGAAACAUUUUA